This is a messenger RNA of Limulus polyphemus (Atlantic horseshoe crab), 3569 nucleotides long. Its product is annotated as neuromedin-U receptor 2-like. The record is from RefSeq and is a predicted model, not a curated record. The transcript has 4 exons. Gene Ontology annotation, cellular component: plasma membrane. Gene Ontology annotation, biological process: neuropeptide signaling pathway. Lineage: Eukaryota; Metazoa; Arthropoda; Merostomata; Xiphosura; Limulidae. Gene Ontology annotation, molecular function: neuromedin U receptor activity. The coding region runs from base 914 to 2677 and encodes 587 amino acids.
UUAUUACUACUCUGAGAGUACGGGAUGAACAUUUCACAAGAAUCGAUCAUUCGUUCUUAUCACAGAGCUUUCUUGGGCAACUUCAGUCAGAAAUGAAUACGAAAUACGUUCUCUCAUGUGAGGUUAAAAUCGUUGAAAAAAAAAAUCCUCCAGCUGGGCAAUGAGGCGUCGUAGCGUGCAUUCACGCAACUAAGAGAUAUGACGUAAGCAACAUCAACAGUCGCGCCACCUUGGAGACUUGUGAAUAAAAUAGAGACAAUUUGUGUUUGGUGAAUCUUCGAAGCUGAGAGACUAGGAAGAGAUAUUUAAGAUUUCAUUUAUUUUUAAAUCAACAGAACUUAUAGUGUCUGUCAACAUGCUGCAACGUAUCUCAAACGGUUGUAACAAUUAUCGAGUGAUCUGUAUAACGUGUUCUCUGCUGAAGACGAAACAAGUGAGUGGUAGAUAUCUCUUAUCUCUGCGCUGGAGCUGCUUUUAUUGUUAACUGAAAUAUUCACUCCAGUUCUUCAGGCCUGUAGAUAAACCGUGGCAGAGUAAAGUAUUGUUUAACCGAGAAUUACAGGGUUAGGUUUAAACCUCAAAACUCCGGUACCUUAUCGGAAUGCUACGAUGGCAUAAGAUAAGACUGAGAUAAACAGAAGGUGAAUUUGGGCAUGUUCCAAAAAGAAAAACACCCAUCUUCUAUUAAUAGAUACAGUGUUUGUGCUUUUACUAAGGUAAUAUGUUAUGAUCGUCUUUGUGUAACGUUCAUCUUUUUUUUUCUCUAGACGGUUCUAACAGAAUCAAACAUGGGUUAUAACAGAUCACUUUUUGCAGUUUUGGCAAUGUUUCAGAGAUUGAGUAAAACAAUUACGUCCAACAACUAAUGUCAGUUUAAGUGGUGAGUUAUCUAUGGAUACUAAUUUUCGUGAAUAUGGCCCUGGUGCUAGCCACUUGGUCAUCGACGGAGAAUAUCAACAGCACGGAAGCUUCACCGUUGAAUGUGACGGAAUCUCUGUUGGCUUCGAAUCUGUUAACCUCCACAGCUAUAGAGGAUUUCAUUGCGUCAGUUCUUGGCCCAAAGCGACUCACUCUUCGCUGGUUAAUCCCUUUAACAACAAUAUAUGCUGUGAUCUUUCUGACCGGGAUAGUGGGGAAUACCUGCACAUGUCUCGUCAUAGCCCGCAACCAAUACAUGCAGACUGCUACCAACUGCUACCUCUUCAACCUUGCAAUAGCAGAUAUGUUGACUUUACUAUGUGCCAUGCCACUAGAACUCUACACGAUGUGGCAGCAGUAUCCUUGGGAAUUAGGAAGUUUGAUUUGUGAGCUUCGUGCUAUCAUUCCUGAAACUACCGCCUACGCGUCCAUUCUGACAAUAGUAACGUUUAGUACUGAACGUUACAUAGCUAUAUGUCAUCCUAUACGUCAUCAGACCAAAUCGAAGCUCUCCCGUGCAAUGCGAAAUAUUGUUAUAAUAUGGAUUUUAUCAUUUGUUGGAGCAACACCCUAUGGAAUCUUUACCCGCGUGAAUUACUUAACGGAUGAUAAAGGCAUCACACUCGUAUCUUCAGCUUGGUGUGGCUUUCCUUUCAACAAACCAGACAGAAGCUGGGAGACUUUGAUGUUGUGUUCCACGUUUCUUUUUUUUGUUGUUCCAAUGACGGUUAUAAUAGGUUUAUAUGUAAGAAUAGCCAUGGCGUUACACCAAUCCAAAAAUCUCCGUAGAUGUACUUCAGAAGGAAGCGCUGCCUAUCGAGGAGACAGAGAACGAUCAAAGAUACAAUCACGAAGGAUUGUGGUCCGCAUGUUAAUUGCCGUUGUUAUUGCUUUCUUCGUAUGUUGGGCUCCAUUCCAUUCACAACGACUGCUUUUUCUCUAUGUCACUCUAUAUUCAAGAUGGACGACCCAGUUACGGACAGUGAACCACUACUUGUUCUCUCUCGCAGGUUGUUUUUACUAUUUCAACUCAACCAUCAACCCGAUCCUAUACAGCGUUAUGUCCAAUCGUUUUCGGGUGGCUUUCAGGGAGAAGUUGUGUACAGGACGUCCCAGUAUCUACUGCUUUUGUUCUUCUUGUUGCUUUGGGCAGGGUGAUGAGGAUAAACGCUCACAACGAGCUAUUAGCUACAAAAACUCUAGUUCACAGGGAUCUAUCCGUUUGUAUCGGAACCAUUCGUCAAAUAGUCUCCGACUAAGUCGUAAUACUUCGUGGCCUCGACUUCGAAAUCUGGGAAUGAACAACAGUUCUGAUGUUCUUCCUCUUCCAGGGUCAGUAAAGUGGAUUAAGAAUCCUAAUUAUGAACAUGUUCGUGUGAAAGGAGGAGGGACACGACAGAAAGAGGAUGAAAACACUCUAGUCAUCCCUGUUCUUCAUACCCCUAGAACAGCUAGUGAGCCCAACUUCCAAACCAGGAUUCGGUUCGAACAGGAUAAAGAUGAUAAUGUCAACAAAGAUGACAUACAGAAAGAUGAGCUUGCAGAAGAGUUGGACAACGCCAUCCGACCUCAACUAUCAAAGCUUUCGGUUACUGAUCCAGGAUGCGUGGACUGUACAAACUGUAACAUUCUUUUCGCACCAAAGACAGCAAAACUCGACCAUUCCUAUAGUGUGAUUGAAAAAUCAUCUACAUCAGACAACAAUCAAACAGAAGAAACGACACGAAUAACAGUGAUGGCUGAAGAAUCUGUGCUUUAACCAACAAAGCUAUUUAAUGUUAAAUAUACAGAGAUGCAGUCAUUGUGGAAUAUUGUAAGUUUAACAACGAGUUUAGUGGUGACUUAUUAAACACAAUAAAAAUUAAAUCACAUUUCUAAUAAUAACGUUUAUGUAAUAUUUUCAACACGCGAAUAGCGUGUUUUAUUAAGAUAUUUGGAGUAUUUAUUUGUUGUUGGUAUUACAUUAUUGAAUAGGCUAUUAGCUUAGAGACAUUUCAAUUAUUCCCGAAAUAAGUAAAUUGUUAUCAAAAUGUUUUUUUCUGUCCUUAUGGACAUUUCAUUAUGUUUUAAGAAACGUACUUAACAAAUAUAAGACUAUUUUUGAGGAAAUUAAACUGAAUUUCUUGUAAAUAGCGAGCACUACUUUUCUCCUUCCUAUAUAUUCUUAACUUAAGAAAAGUUUCCUUUUUAUGAAAGUAUAAAACACUGCAUUUUUGAGAUACUAGAAAUUCGACUUUUUUUCGUAUAUUAUAUGAAGUUAACGUAAGAAUACAAUUACGUUUGGUAACCUCUUUUCCAUCGUCUUCUUACUAUCUCACUUGUACAUAGAAUAUAUAUAUAUAUAAAACCGGUAAUGUUUUUUCCCCUUUUGUUUUGAUACAAAGCACUCUUUGCCCUUUUCCUACGAAAUAUUGUACAUUAUUAACCUUAUUCAGAACAAAAGCCUUUGCCUUAUAUUUCUGGAAUUCCUAUAAAUGUAUUUAUUUUUGUUUGUUUUCAUGAACGGGUAUGUAAAAUGUUUGUAUUACGUAUUAAUCAAUUAAAGUUUUGCUGAUGUUCGAAAAUUAAAAAGAAACACUUGUUUUAUUCAAAUGUAUUAACCUGAAUGUAUGACUUCAUCCGUCAACAAAGCAUUAUUUUGGAAUAAUUCA